CUGGUCAAAAUGUAUUUCACCAGUGGGUUCCCACCAUCAGUAGGCAGUAGGACCAGUAACUGUACCAAUCCUUACAUUACUGAUCGGGGGAUAAAUACGGCUGCUAUAAAAAUAGCUGCCGUGAUCACCUGCGUUACAUAAUGAAGCAGCCGAGAAGCCGAGCGGCUGUAGAAGAGCCGGGGCUCCUGCCACAGUGAGGAGGCGUCAGUCUUUGAGGAGCGGGGAUUUAUUUCUUCUUCAUGUUCUGUUAUAAUUAUUCGGACGUCGUCACUGGAGAUCGUGUGACUUUGACCCUCCGGACUGUUCUGUAUUCUUUACAACUUUCCAGAUCAAGUCCAGAGGCAGCGACGGUGUCUCCGUCCCAAAAGUCAGAUUUCCGUUCUGUGGACUUUCGUCUUUCUGUUGCAUUUUUAUUUUCCCGAUUUUUGCAGCCUGGAAAGGAUGGAUGCGAGGAGACACGGAGGCUCCUCGCUCGCCUCUAACCUGCAACCUUUCCCUCGUUUCCUUCUCGCCCUGCCUUCAGUGCUCCCUCGUUCAAACAACCUGUGUGACAUUCUCACCAUGGAUUAGUGCUGCUUUCAUCUCGCUCUAAUUAUUUUCACAACUUUUUUUUUUUAAUCCAAACUGGUCGCAACUCAUGGCAGUCUGCCCACACAUGCGUUUCCUACUAUGACUUCCUUCUCAGUAAGUCAUCCAGCCGUAAACCCUGUGGAUAGGAAUUCUCAUCAACCUCAUUAUCAUCAUCAGUACAGUUGUUGUAACAGUUCGUUUUGCUGAAGAGUUCAGAGUCUUGGCAGAGUUGCAGUCUAAAUCUCGUUGCCUCUCAUGGGAUUAAGGCAUUCGUCGCGUUGUUUGCUGCUACGGCGGAAGAUGGCGGAGGCGGACAGCUCAGAGCAGCGACAACAGCCGGUCUCAUCCUCCCUCUCUCAGUCUGCCCAGCCUUCCUCUCUGCCAAAGCCGGUGCCUACGACCCACCAUGUGCCCUGCGUCCCUCAUGUCCCUCAUGUCCCUCAUGCGCCUCAUGUAGCAGCCAUGUCCACCUGUCCUGGCAGAGGGAAGAUCGCCAAGUUCCUCAGCCCGGAGGAAAUGACAUCACGGGACUACUACUUUGACUCCUAUGCCCACUUUGGCAUCCACGAGGAGAUGUUGAAAGACGAGGUGCGGACGCUGACCUAUCGUAACGCCAUGUACCACAACAAACACGUCUUCAAGGAUAAAAUAGUCCUGGAUGUCGGCAGUGGAACCGGGAUCUUGUCCAUGUUUGCCGCCAACGCUGGGGCCAAGCACGUGUACGGGAUAGAAUGUUCAAGUAUAUCAGAGUAUUCCGAGAAGAUCAUCAAGUCCAAUCACCUACACAAUGUCAUUACGAUCUUCAAGGGCAAGGUGGAGGAGGUGGAGCUCCCUGUGGAGAAGGUGGACAUCAUCAUCUCAGAGUGGAUGGGCUACUGCCUCUUCUACGAGUCCAUGCUCAACACCGUCAUUUUCGCCCGGGAUAAAUGGCUGAAACCUGGCGGCCUGAUGUUUCCCGACAGAGCCGCCCUUUAUGUCGUGGCCAUUGAAGACAGGCAGUACAAGGACUUCAAGAUCCACUGGUGGGAAAACGUGUACGGCUUCGACAUGAGCUGCAUCCGCAACGUGGCCAUCAAGGAACCUCUGGUGGACGUGGUGGAUCCCAAACAGGUGGUGACCAACACCUGCCUCCUGAAGGAAGUGGACAUCUACACGGUAAAGCCGGAGGACCUGUCUUUCACGUCAGCCUUCUGUCUGCAGAUUCAACGCAACGAUUACGUCCACGCCUUGGUCACGUACUUCAACAUCGAGUUCACCAAGUGCCACAAGAAGACCGGAUUUUCAACCGCUCCAGAUGGUCCCAGUACUCACUGGAAGCAGACGGUGUUCUACCUGGAGGACUACUUAACGGUCAAGAAAGGAGAGGAGAUCUACGGCAGUGUCACCGUCAGGCCCAACGAGAAGAACGUGCGCGACCUGGAGUUCACCCUGGAGCUGGACUUUAAGGGACAACUGUGUGAGGCUCAGAUUUCUCACGACUACAAAAUGCGUUAGGAACCGUGUCCCUGCUGUGCUCUGGUGAGAACUUUCCUUCAGCCUCUCCAGUCUGAUGACCCUUCUGGAGACGGGGGAAGACACCAGCUCUCCAUCCAGUGUCCCUGUUGGCUAGUGAGGGUAAACCGCCGCAUCUGAUUGGAUGCCUUAAAC
This is a messenger RNA of Cynoglossus semilaevis (tongue sole), 2217 nucleotides long. Its product is annotated as protein arginine N-methyltransferase 8-B. Gene Ontology annotation, molecular function: protein-arginine omega-N monomethyltransferase activity; protein-arginine omega-N asymmetric methyltransferase activity; histone methyltransferase activity. Gene Ontology annotation, cellular component: plasma membrane. The coding region runs from base 826 to 2064 and encodes 412 amino acids. The transcript has 10 exons. Lineage: Eukaryota; Metazoa; Chordata; Actinopteri; Pleuronectiformes; Cynoglossidae. The record is from RefSeq and is a predicted model, not a curated record. Gene Ontology annotation, biological process: chromatin remodeling; peptidyl-arginine methylation, to asymmetrical-dimethyl arginine.